AUGGAUAAUGUCUCUCUCAUAACUAUGUUUGUUCUUUCAGGUUUUAAUGAAACAGAAAACUACCAAGCUUAUAUCUUUGCUCUCACUUUACUGUGUUACUGUUUUAUUGUGCUGGUAAAUGUUUCUCUGAUUGUGACCGUGAUCUUGGACAAAAACCUGCAUGAACCAAUGUAUAUUCUACUGUGCACAUUUUGCAUGAAUGGACUUUAUGGGACAACAGGUUUCUACCCAAAGUUUCUCUGGGAUCUGCUUUCUCCUGUUCAGGUUAUCUCUUAUUCUGGAUGCCUUAUUCAGGCUCUGGUGAUGUACUCAUUUGCCUGCAGUGAUCUGUCCAUUCUUGCAGUCAUGGCAUACGACAGAUAUGUGGCUAUAUGUCGCCCCCUGCAAUACAACUCUAUAAUGUCAAAGCAAAGAGUCUUUCUGUUAGUCUGCUUUUCCUGGUUAACACCUUCCUGCAUUAUCGGCACAAAUAUUAUUCUAACGUCUAGAUUAAAGUUAUGCAGCCCACAUAUUACCAGACUAUUCUGUGUGAAUUGGAUUAUUGUUAAACUUGCGUGUUUCCCAGCUGACACUUUGGUUAACAACAUAGUUGCAUACAUAACAAUAAUCAUUUACGUAUUUCAUGGUUUAUUUAUCGUCUGGUCUUACAUGUAUCUCGUCAAAACAUGUGUGCAUUCUAAGGAAAACAGAGCUAAAUUCAUGCAGACAUGUGUGCCACAUUUAAUCUCCUUAAUCACUUUUCUUGUGGCUAUCCUUUUUGAUGUGUCAAAUAUGCGAAUUGGUUCAAAAGAUUGGCCUCAACCGCUUCAAAACUUCAUUGCAAUAGAAUUUCUUAUCAUACCUCCUAUUAUUAAUCCUUUGAUUUAUGGUUUUAAAUUGACCAAAAUUAGAAACAGAAUAAUCGGUAUUAUAACUUUUAAAAUGAAAUUGCUUUUGUCUUAG
Molecule: messenger RNA, 942 nt
Organism: Notothenia coriiceps (black rockcod)
Lineage: Eukaryota; Metazoa; Chordata; Actinopteri; Perciformes; Nototheniidae
Product: olfactory receptor 142-like
Exons: 1
Coding region: 1-942 (313 amino acids)
Biological process (GO): detection of chemical stimulus involved in sensory perception of smell; G protein-coupled receptor signaling pathway
Cellular component (GO): membrane
Molecular function (GO): olfactory receptor activity; G protein-coupled receptor activity; odorant binding
Source: RefSeq, a predicted model, not a curated record